Messenger RNA from Phyllostomus discolor (pale spear-nosed bat), 8340 nucleotides. It is a transcript of the gene LMTK2, whose product is annotated as lemur tyrosine kinase 2. The coding region runs from base 305 to 4825 and encodes 1506 amino acids. The record is from RefSeq and is a predicted model, not a curated record. Lineage: Eukaryota; Metazoa; Chordata; Mammalia; Chiroptera; Phyllostomidae. The transcript is spliced from 14 exons. Gene Ontology annotation, molecular function: protein kinase activity; ATP binding. Gene Ontology annotation, biological process: protein phosphorylation.
AGCCCAUCAUGGCGGCAGGAGCGCGGCUGCCCUGGCCCGCGGUUCCGCAGGGCUGCUGCCGUUGAGAGGCGGCGGCGGCGGCGGCGCGGGCGGCGCGGUCGGGCGGGCGGGAAGGAUGGUGUUUCCAUGGUCGGAGCGGCGGGCGCGGACCAGGAGCCGGGCUGAGGUUUGGCCGAAGCGACGCGCGCUCAGGAGCCGCCGGCGCGGGUGCCGCUGAGGCAGCGUCGGGAGGCAGGAGCGACUGACAGACGGACCGACGGGAGGCGACCCCGAGAGCCGGCCCCGGGGCGGCGCCGUGGGCGAGAUGCCGGGGCCCCCGGCGUGGCUGCUGUUGCUGGUCCUGGCCGCCGGCAGUGCCGGGGCCACGCCACUUCCGCGAACAGGUGCAGGGGGGCUGCCUGCGGCAGAGGUCUCCUUGCCCUCUGUGGUCCUGUCCGCGUGCACCUUCAUCGUGCUGGUCGUGCUGGUGGCCAAGUGUGUUUCCUGCUGCAAGGACCCGGAAAUAGACUUUAAGGAAUUUGAAGAUAACUUUGACGACGAGAUAGAUUUCACACCACCAGCAGAAGAUACGCCCUCCGUUCAGUCCCCAGCAGAAGUGUUCACACUCUCAGUCCCCAGUGUCUCACUGCCAGCUCCGUCCCAGUCCCAGCCUUCCACAGAAGGUUUGAAGUCUCAGGUUGCUCGCCACAGUCUGAACUAUAUACAGGAAAUUGGAAAUGGCUGGUUUGGAAAGGUCCUCCUCGGAGAGAUUUACACAGGCACUAGCGUAGCGCGGGUGAUAGUGAAGGAGUUAAAAGCAAGUGCGAGCCCAAAGGAACAAGAUACCUUUUUGAAAAAUGGAGAACCUUACUACAUCCUUCAGCACCCGAACGUCCUGCAGUGUGUGGGGCAGUGCGUGGAGGCCAUCCCCUACCUCCUGGUGUUCGAGUUCUGUGACCUGGGCGACCUGAAGGCCUACCUGCGCAGCGAGCACGAGCACAUGCGGGGCGACGCGCAGACCAUGCUGCUGCAGAGGAUGGCGUGCGAGGUCGCCGCGGGGCUGGCCGCCAUGCACAAGCUGCACUUCCUGCACAGUGACUUGGCCUUGCGGAACUGCUUCCUGACCUCGGACUUGAACGUGAAAGUGGGCGAUUACGGAAUAGGAUGCAGCAGGUACAAGGAGGAUUAUAUUGAAACAGAUGAUAAAAAAGUUUUCCCUCUGCGAUGGACUGCUCCGGAAUUAGUAACCAGCUUUCAAGACAGACUACUGACUGCAGAUCAAACUAAGUAUAGCAACAUUUGGUCCCUGGGUGUGACACUUUGGGAGCUUUUCGACAAUGCUGCUCAGCCCUACUCUAACCUCUCCAACUCCGAGGUGCUGAACCAGGUCAUUCGGGAGAGGGACACGAAGCUCCCCAAGCCCCAGCUGGAGCAGCCGCAUUCCGAUAGGUGGUACGAGGUGCUGCAGUUCUGCUGGCUGUCGCCGGAGAGGAGGCCCACGGCCGAGGACGUGCACAGGCUGCUCACCUACCUGCGCGUGCAGAGCCAGAGGGACUCGGAGGCCGGCUUCGAGCAGCAGUGGGACGCCCUGAAGCCCAACACCAGCGGCAGGGACGCCGCCAGCAGCGCCGCCUUCCCGAUCCUCGACCCCUUCGCCAGGGACCGGCUGGGCCGGGAGAUGGAGGAAGUCCUCACCGUGACGGAGACCAGCCAGGGCCUGAGCUUCGAGUACGUCUGGGAGGCCGCGAAGCACGACCACUUCGACGAGCGCGGCCAGGGCGCCCCGGACGAAGCCCUGUCUUACACGAGCAUCUUCUUCCCGGUGGAGGUGUUCGAGCGCUCUCUCUCGGACCCCGGGCCCGGGAAACAGGACAGCAGUGGCCAGGAGGCCCCCCUGAGAGCCCCCGGCGUGGUUCCCGUUUUCGAUGCCCACAACCUUUCUGUCGGAAGUGACUAUUACAUCCAGCUGGAAGAAAAGAGCGGUAGCAACUUGGAGCUCGAUUACCCGCCGGCACUGCUUACGACGGAAAUGGAGACCCCGGAAAGGGCUGGCGGCGCAGCGCCCCCGUUUCUGACCCUCAGGAGCCUUGAGUUUGAGGAGUCCAGCACAGAUGAGGGUUUCUUCCAGAGCAGUGCAGACCCCAGGGAUCCCGGCGUCCCUGAGGACGUGCGUGCUCCCCAGGGCCCCGAGAGCCCUUUCAACAGUCUGUUUAACGAUCUUGACAAACUGGAGGAUCUGCCCAGCCACCAAAAAAUGUUUGACCUAAUGGAACUAAAUGGAGUUCAAGCCGACUUUAAACCAGCCGCUUUAAGCUCAAGUUUGGACGACCCCAAAGACUCGGCGAUAACAGGCCGCCUUGAGAAAGAAAAGCCCCAUAAGCUUUUUGACUGUGACCCUCUUUGCUUCUCAGAAAACCUUAUGCACCAAGAUCAUUUUGAUCCACUGAAUGUGCAAGAAUUGUCAGAAAACUUUUUAUUUCUUCAAGAGAAGAACUUACUAAAAGACUCAUUGUCUCACAAAGAACAGAUAAAUGAUCUUCACACGGAACUUAAAAACGCUGGUUUUACUGAAGCUGUAUUAGAAACUCCAUGUAGAACUGCUGUAGAUCCUGAGCUUCGGUUUGCUGACAACGAACCCGGCUUUCCUGGGCUGCGAGGAAGCAUGGGCGCGAAGGGCCCAGACUCAGGCGAGGCGCUCGGGGACCGCACUUGGAGCGCCUCACUGCCGUCGUCCCCGGAACUGCAGGUCCCUCCCACCUCCCGCGACUCGGAAGGGACACCUCACAAUGCACCUCCGGCCGUGUUCCUGAAGCAGGGAGAAACCACGCCCAGGCAUUUAGAUGUCAGUAUCCAUGACGACGGUCUCUGCCAAGAAACAAAUUUAGAAUCUAUGACCGUCCCCGAUGAAAUUCCCUCUGCUGAUGCCACGACACCCGGUGUUGGCCACGGGCCCCCUGACCGGGCCCACCAGCGUGAGGAGGCCUCGAGAGGAACCCAGAGCGACGCAGGUCUGGGGGGUGACGUUUUUGCCAGUGAAGGGAGUGUGGGGAGCAGUCUCCCGGAACCGACACGGAGCCUGCAGGGCCAGCCGCUGUCGGAAGACCGUCCCAGCAGCGGCCUGCCGGGGAGCAGCUCGGGCGCUGCGGGCGCUUUGGACCAGCCGGACUGUGAAGACGCUGCACGAGAUGGGGGCUUGGCGUCCGCCCUCUCCUCGGACUCCGCCAGCCAGGACAGCCUCUUAGAAGACAGCUCGUCAACCCCCGCUCCCGCGUCAGAGCCGUCCAUGGAGACCCCGGACUCGCUGGACUCGCUGGACGUCCGAGAGGCCCUGUUGGGUCCUCUGGGCUCCCAGUCCCCCCAGAAGCUCCUGCCCCCCGACAAGCCUGCCGACAGCGGGUAUGAGACAGAGAACCUGGAGUCGCCUGAAUGGACUCUGCACCCUGCCCCCGAGGGCGCCCCGGCCUCGGACGUGGCCACGGCGAGCGACAGCGGGCGUGGCGAGUUGCCGCCCAACCCCGUCAUUGUCAUCUCCGACGCAGCCGAUGGCCCCAGGAGCACCGAGGUGACCUCGCAGACUUCCGCGCCUGGCUCUCAGAGCUCGUACCGAGACUCUGCCUACUUCUCAGAUAACGAGUCUGAGCCCGAUAAGAAAUCAGAGGGGGUCCCGGGAACCACAGUGUCAGCCUCGGCGUUGGUGACAGAUCAGCCCCCGCCUGGGCCAGUCAUCCCAGAGCCAAGUCCUGGCGCCAAAGACAGUUGCCUGGAAACCAAAAAUGGGCAGCCAGACCAAAGCUGUCUGUCCGCUCUGCAGAACCCCAGUCUCCCGGAGUCUGGAGAAGCCCCAGAACCUGCACUGACCCACGUCCCCAGAGAGCUGGCCGCCCCUGCAGACGGGGCCGGCAGCCCCUCGAGCGUGCCGAACUCGGAGCUGAGCAGCGGCGAGGACUUGGAGGCGCCGGAGGAGCGCCCCUGCACGAUCGUGUCCACCGGGACCAACACCAACGAGCUCCUUGCCCUCGCCGGCUCCACCCUGCGCCCCGGCAGCCCGCCCGACCCGACGGUGGACAAGCCCCUGCCCGGCCACCCGGAGGGCCCCAAGCUGAAGGAGCCGGACGUCGAAGGGAAGUACCUGGGGAAGCUCGGCGUGUCCGGCGUGCUCGACCUCUCCGAGGACGGGGUGGACGCGGACGAGGAGGACGAGAACAGCGACGACUCGGACGAGGACCUGCGGGCCUUCAGCCUGCACAGCCUCAGCUCCGAGUCGGGGGACGAGGCCGAGCACCCCGUGCCCGUGGUCGUCAGCAACGAGGACGGGAGGCACCUGCGCAGCCUGCUGAAGCCCCCGGCCGCUCCUGCCGGGGGCCGGCUGCCGGGGGACUGGAAGAGAGACAAGAAGGCCGUGACGUUUUUUGACGACGUCACGGUGUAUCUGUUUGACCAGGAGACCCCCACCAAAGAGCUGGGACACUGCGGAGCAGAGGCACACGGCCCGGAGCGGGGCGGCCCCGCGCCGGCGUCAGGCUCGCCCUGCCUGGGCAGGUGCGUGAACUCGGAGAGUUCCACCGACGAAGAAGGCGGAGGCUUUGAGUGGGAUGACGACUUCUCCCCAGACCCUUUCGUGGCGAGGACGACGAGCAACCUGCUGGGUCCCAAGCCCUCUCUGCAGACGUCCAAGUACUUCUCGCCGCCGCCGCCGCCCCGGGGCGCGGAGCAGAGCUGGCCCCACGCGGUGCCGUACUCCAGGUUCUCCAUCUCUCCCGCCAGCAUCGCCAGCUUCUCUCUGACGCACCUGACCGACUCGGACAUCGAGCCAGGAGGAAGCAGUGAAGACGGAGAAAAAGAUUAGAUGGACGCGGACGCACUCUCGGGCCCCAGGCUGCUCCCCGGGCAGCGGUCCUGCACUGCCAGCCGGGCAGCGCCGAGCGUGGGACACCUGCUGAGACGGGGCAGGGAGAAGGACUUGGACGGUGGAGAGGGUGCCGGGUCUGUGCCCAGGGCCCACGCAGGAAGCCCGUCUUGGGAGACGUGGUCCUGUCCAGCGCAGUUUGCUGCCCUGGUGGCCGUUCUCGCCCGCUCAGGACACUCGGGCUCUGGCCGUCCUUGGGGAGGGCUGGCCCUGCUCGGGCGCGUGGGGAACCGGGGGCUCCCGGCUGUUUCCCGACUCCACGCGGGGUCCUCUACGUCCACCCCGUGCGCCCUGCCUGCGCGGGGGCCCGGAGGACGUGUGGUGGGGCUUGGCAGCAGUGAGCCAUAUUUAUUAUUUUUAAAGAAAUCACUAACUGCUUUCUGUAAUUGCACUGUGGAUAAAUGUUCUAAGAGUCCCUGAUACUGUACAGAAUCUUAAAUUAUUCAAGGAAAAUAAGGCAGGUCAAGCUGGUGCUACCCACUAGUUUGAUUUUUUUUUCUGUUUUAUAGUUUGUUUGCUCUGCAUGGUACUUGUAAAGCUUAAAUUCUUUGAGUGUAUGCAGUCCUUAGAAUUGUUGAAAUUGUACAUAUGGUACUCUUUCGUAAACGACGAAGGAUCCCGAAUGUUGGCGUCUCCUGUCCUCGUAGGAAGUAUUUUUGGUGAGUCCCACAGGACUGCUCUGCUGUCGCCCGACCGAGGCCCGAGUGCCCUGUUCCCGUGAGGGGUUUCCCUGCGGCCGGCGAGGCGCUCAGGGGAGCCAGGGCCCUGCAGCCUCCCUGUGGUUCUCCCACCCCGCUCCCCAGUUUCCUUAAACCCCUGUGGUAAAAAUCGAAGGUGGUACAUCCCAGAGCUCCGUGCCCCUCCCCCGGGGCGGAGGGGUGGGGAGCCCAGAGGCACCUCCCCUCCCAGUGCGCUGUCCCCCGGAGUCUCUAGCGGUGGCUUCAGUGUCCUCCUCGGACCUCCUGCCCCCCAGAGGGCUCGGGGGUGCAGAGUGGUGUGAUCGAUUCUGUUUGUAGAAGCUCCGCCUGAGGGGCUGAGCCUUUAAUCACCCCCACACUGAAUUUUGCCCUCAGAACCUCUCCGAGUCAGACAGGUGGCUGGUUUCUGCGGCCCGGGGGCACCGUCCCUCCUACAGCUGAGAAGGAGGGACACGGGGCAGAGGUGGGGGCCUCUGCUGCUGGCAUGUCUUCCCGGCUGGAACUGGGCAGCCCUGCAGGGCCGCACACCCCGACGCCCCCCGGGUGCACCGCACGGACCCUCCCUUCUGCAUUAAGCACCAGGUUCUGCCCUCGCUCGGAAAGGGGCCGAGCGUGCGCGGUGCAGCCUCACAGUGCUGGUCCCCUCUUCCCGGAGUCCUCGAGCUCUGCGUUGAGCCGCGUGGCAGCGCUGUGCUGAGGGCGGUGGCGUGUGCUCGCGAGGCCAGGGCUGCGGGCCCCGUGCGUGCCCCUCCCCUGGGUGUCCUCUGGUGCUGACAUGCUCUCCCGACUGCGCGGGCCCUGGCCUGACUCUCCCGGCCUCAGGGGCCACGUGGUGUGUCACCGGAGCUGGGCGUCGGACGAGAUGCAAAUGCGAAUGCUGGCUCCAGUUUCCAUGGUGAAGUUGACCUUCAUUACCAAUUCUGGUUCAUUCUACUAACUUUUGAUACUAGCAAUAACUUUUCUGAGCAAGAAAAUUCAGAAUGGAGAACCGGCCCCCUUUCCUCCACUUGCUGUGAGCACGGAGCACCAGGCGGGGGGCAGCACCGGGGGCUGGACCCUGUGCCGGGCACAUUGGGAAGUUAACGGGGCCAUUAGACGGUGGUUUUGCCAAAUUGCCAAACUCUGAAUUUCUUACUAUGGAGACUUCCUGAGCUUUCUGAAUUUUUACAUCUAACUACCAGCUUGGUUUAGAGAGGAAAUGAGGCAGUUAUACUGGUUUUUUUUAAAGUAUAGAUUUAAGAGGUUCAGAUUUAACGACCAAAAUCAAGCAGAUCCAUAGAAUAUAUAGUCUUGUUAAUACAGUCAGCUCAGGAUAAAUUUGGUAUUUGGGGUUGUCCAUUUUUCACUACAAUUCAGGAGAUUUUAACAACAUAAUUCCCAUUUUAAUUUAUUUUAAGUACAUAUCACUCAUAAUUAAUUGCCAAGAAAAGCAUUUUUAUACGUUGCGUUGGGGGUGGGCUGAAGUAGUAGAUAUCCCUGUGGGGUGCAUGGUAGGGAGGAAUUUAUAUUUAUAAUAAACAUGUAAGUGAACAUGUUCUUUCGAAAUCUCAAGCAAUACACAAGAAAUAAAUUAUGUACAUUAAAUUUUCCAGCCCGUUUUUGAAAUGUCAGCAUGUGCUCUGUCGUUUCAGUUCUUUUUCUCAGCCGGUAUAUCGGUGAUGGGUUUUCAAGUGGCACUCCCCUCACAAGUCAUGCAGCGAAAUACGUCCCUGGGUUCUCUGGGCCACACGCUGAGACCCGAAGUCCCUGGCUCCCGGGGACCGCUCCUGGCCUCCCUUGGAGCGUCUCUUCAGGUUUCGAUCAGUCCUGCUUUGGUGGAGUUUACGUAUUUUAAAUCCUGUAAUAAAAAUUAUGUAACCUUCAUUUCCUUCCCAGCUAGAUGCUAAUUUGUGUUACCAAAUGACUCUGGGGCAAGCCAGAAGGGGAGACGCAGCGCUCCCCAAACCCUUCUGAACCCUGGACGAGGGUCUGGGGGAGAAGCCGCCCGUCCUGCCCUGCUGGUGGAGCAGCUCAGCCAGCACAGUAAGGACCGACGCGCUCAGGUCCCUCCCCGCGCUGGCGGCUGUUCCCGUGGAGACCGGCCCACCCGAGAGAAGACUCUGUCUUGCUGCCGGAAAAGGCCUCUGGAAACCUCUUCCCUCCAGUAUUCCUUCCCACGGGGUGCUCGCGGGGCGAGGGCCGGGUGACUCGCUGCGUGUUUGUCCUGAGGCCCAGGUGGGCAGGAACCGGGUUAGGCUCCGGGCCUCGGAGGCGCAGGCCCUACGGCCCUACGGCCCUGCGGGAAGCGGCCUUAAGCGGGAAGGGCGGUGCAGAGUCUCCAAUGACGUCCGAGUUGCGACGGGGCGGGCUCGGGCUCUGACCGUCAGCAAAGCGAGUUCUCUGCAGCGCGGGAGCAAACUCGUGGGGGGGGGGGGGCCCGGGGGGGGGCGACAGUAUUGCCUUCCCAACAGCCUGUUCCGUGAAUGGCUUGAACUCGCCUCGGUUCAGCUGCGCGCAGGCGCAGGCGGGACCCGCGCACCACGGGCCGGUUCCGCGGCGGACAGGACAGGACCCGGGCGGCCACCCCUGCGAGGUCUCCCUGCUGUACGGUGUAAGGGUUAUAUUCACGGCAGUGUAACAGUCAUGGACUUUCAGUUUAACUUGUGUACAUUUUUAAUUGUAAGAUUUUUACUGUAUAUCGAUGCAUAGUGUGAUUCAAUAAAUUGCUUGUAAUUUAAAAACUAUUUAAUAUUCAAAAUAAAUAUAGUUAUAUAUUUA